Molecule: messenger RNA, 1368 nt
Organism: Sinocyclocheilus anshuiensis
Lineage: Eukaryota; Metazoa; Chordata; Actinopteri; Cypriniformes; Cyprinidae
Product: regulator of G-protein signaling 8-like
Exons: 6
Coding region: 272-829 (185 amino acids)
Source: RefSeq, a predicted model, not a curated record
CUCCUCUCUCUCUCUCUCUCUCUCGUUCCUCGCUCCCUCACGCUUUCACACCGAUGAACACGCUGUGUGAUGAUUGCUACAUGUGGGCAACAGUAGAUAUCUCUACACAAGAACAGAGCCACGCUAAACCCGUCGGAUAAAGCAGUAUUUCCAGCCUGAAUCAAAGAGCUGUCAUCUACAACGGCAGUGAACUGUAAAGGCAAAUCAGCUCUUCACUUGUUCCUACAGUACAACCGACUGGAAGAAACUGCAUUGCAAGGACAUUCAGGCCAUGAAAACUAGACUAGGGUGCCUGUCUAACAAAUCAGACUCAUGCAGCGAUUUUUCAGAAUUCCUGCCUCCUGCUCAGGAGAGAUCCGCAAGAUACUUGAAGUUAUCCACUGAUGAAGUGCACUGGGUUGUAUUUAACCCAGCAUUUUUUAGAGUUAAGAUGCUUAUCCAUAAUCUUAUUCAUCUUUAUUUCAUAGAUGGUUUGGCAGCCUUCAGAACCUUCCUCAAAACAGAGUUCAGUGAUGAAAACAUCGAGUUCUGGUUGGCUUGUGAGGACUAUAAAAAGAUCAAAUCCCCUGCUAAGAUGAUGUCUAAGGCCAAUAAGAUCUACAAGGACUUUAUUGACGUUCAUGCGCCCAGAGAGGUUAACAUAGACCACAGGACCAGAGAGGAAACCAAACAGAGGCUUCUGGAACCAACUCCCAACAGUCUCGGUGAAGUCCAAGCUAAAGUGUACAGCCUCAUGGAGAAAGACUCCUAUCCUCGGUUUAUAAGAUCAAAGAUCUAUCAGGACUUACUGAACAGGACACAGAUAUACUGUCAAAGGAAAUCUGUUUAAAAGUGAAUGUUUUUUUUUUUGCUUGCCUGGUUAGAUUAUAUUGAGAUAUUGAGCAGACUUUAAUUGUAAUAUAUAGCAUAGUCUGUGUGUUUACAAAAUAAUUAGAUUAGAAUAAUCAAAUAAAAAAGUCAAAAGACAAACUAGUUCCUGCUAGUUUGUGCAUUUAAACUUAAACAUGACCCUGUACUGUGCUUCUUUGCCCAGUUCUAUUUGUAACAUGUGGCUAUAUUCUCUCCCUUCAAUUGUGAUAGAAUGGUCAAUGUUUCUUCUGAAUGCUGGCAUGCAUGUAAAUGUAAAUCAGUCUCUAAAUAGGUAAUAUGUAAGAAUAAAGUAUGAUAAUUUAUUUUUCUUAUCUUCAAUGUAACUUGUGUACACAUUAACACUGAUAUAUUUCGAUAAAACAACUUAAGACAUGCCUGCUGUGUUACUGCAUGCAGCCUCGGCCUUUGAACAUCUCUUAUUGAUUCCCUUUAAAUCUAAAUCUAAAAAUACUUUAAUCCCACACACAUACGCACACUGAAUAUAUUUUUUCUCUGAAG